AUGUACUGGCUUGAUGGUAGGGAUAUGAUUCUGCCUUGGGGCGGUGAGGAAUACUGGGAGACACCUGAAUGCAAUGAGGUGAUAGAGAAGGCUCACAACGCGAUAGGAGUCCUUGCUGACAAUCUCAAGGCUGCGGUGAUCGCACGCAGUGUUGAGGUUCCGACCUCGGUGUUGACUCCUGCUAUCCUCAAGCUGUCAGGAAUUAGGCAGUAUAGAGCUGUAAUUUCGACAGGGGAGGAGAAGAGUGAAAACCUGUUUCACCCUUCCCUGCAAUUUAUAUACAUUGUUUACAUCGAGAAAUAA
Molecule: messenger RNA, 303 nt
Organism: Cantharellus anzutake
Lineage: Eukaryota; Fungi; Basidiomycota; Agaricomycetes; Cantharellales; Hydnaceae
Exons: 2
Coding region: 1-303 (100 amino acids)
Source: RefSeq, a predicted model, not a curated record